AUGGUCGCCUACCCGGCAAUCAAAGCAUCGAAUGCCGCCAUCGAUGAGUCAACUAUGCCACAAGUUGCAGUCUUCGUUGGAGGUACCUCUGGCAUAGGAAAGCUCACCAUCAAAGCUCUUGUCGCAACCGGCCACAGCACUCGGAUCUACCUCGUUGGCCGCAAGUCCUCGGAAGGACGCACGAAAGCCUUCAUUGAAGAGCAGCGUAGCGUCAACCCAAAAGCAGAAAUCGUCUGGAUCGAAGGCGAAGUUUCCCUCUUAGCUGACACGAAACGAAUAUGCGACCUCAUCAAAUCCAAAGAAACUUGCAUCGACCUGCUGUUUCUGACCGCCGGAUAUGCUCAAUUCUGGAAGCUCGAAUUGACAUCAGAAGGCCACGGGAUCGUACAGACCUUAGAAUACUAUUCCCGAAUGCUCUUCGUGGAGCAGCUUCUCCCACAACUCAAACGAGCAAAUGCUGGCAGGGUCAUCAGUGUAGCAGGUGGAGGGUUGGAAACGACAAGAAUCGACCUGGAAGACCUGGAUUUGAAGAAGAACUUCAGCAGUUUCAAAGGCCAGCCUCUCUACCUCACCCAGAACUCAUUGUACAUGGAACAGCUUGCCGAUGACAACCCAGACGUGUCGUUCAUACAUACCUGGCCAGGUUUUGUCGACACGGGCAACUUGUGGAGAAGUGUCGACCGUAACUCCUGGAUGGGGUGGGUGUUAUGGCUUACACUCCAGCCCCUCAUCAGCCUUCUGACGUACACGGACGACGAAGCUGGACAAAGAUACUUGUUCCAGUCGACCAGUGCAGCGUUUGGCGGGCAGGGAGUAGACUGGCAUAGCAAGCCCGGCCGAAAUUCGUAUGACAGACAGGCCAAUGGAUUGUACCUUGUCAACCAUAGGUGCGAUUGUACGCCAAAUGCCAAGACGAUGGCAACAUUGCGCAAGGAGGCUAGAGGCAAGAACUGGGCUCAUACACAAUCGGUGCUGGGGCCAUAUCUUUGA
This is a messenger RNA of Cyphellophora attinorum, 990 nucleotides long. RefSeq lists its product as uncharacterized. The record is from RefSeq and is a predicted model, not a curated record. Gene Ontology annotation, biological process: secondary metabolic process. Bases 1 to 990 code for a protein of 329 amino acids. NCBI's taxonomy places the organism in Eukaryota, Fungi, Ascomycota, Eurotiomycetes, Chaetothyriales, Cyphellophoraceae. The transcript is spliced from 2 exons.